Messenger RNA from Filobasidium floriforme, 3163 nucleotides. Its product is annotated as ribonucleoside-diphosphate reductase large chain. Gene Ontology annotation, biological process: DNA replication; deoxyribonucleotide biosynthetic process. The coding region runs from base 272 to 2911 and encodes 879 amino acids. The transcript has 11 exons. NCBI's taxonomy places the organism in Eukaryota, Fungi, Basidiomycota, Tremellomycetes, Filobasidiales, Filobasidiaceae. Gene Ontology annotation, cellular component: ribonucleoside-diphosphate reductase complex. Gene Ontology annotation, molecular function: ribonucleoside-diphosphate reductase activity, thioredoxin disulfide as acceptor; ATP binding. The record is from RefSeq and is a predicted model, not a curated record.
AGCGUGAUGCAGCAGGACUCGCUUGAUAAUAAAGUCGAUACAUCCCCCCUCGCUCACAUACUCGUAUUCCCCUACACUUGAUCACACCCCAACUCCACACAAAGACACACGCACUUCCCCGUCUUACUCGCUACCAGCCCAACCUCUCUCUUGCUGGUCAAAGUACUCCCACCUGCUGAACCCCUCGCCGUUGAUCAUCAGCGCGACAGUCUCGAUCAUUCGAUCCCUCCUACCUGAUCUCAACCUAAGCACUACUCUAUAAUCUAUCGUCAUGUGGGUCUGGAAACGAGGAGGAACCAAGGAGCGUGUAGCGUUCGACAAGAUCACCGCCCGUAUCAAUAAGCUGUCUUACGGUCUGGAUAGCAAUUUCGUCGAGCCCAUCGAGAUCACCAAGAAGGUAGCGGCCGGUGUUCACCAAGGAGUGACCACCGUCGAAUUAGACAACCUCGCUGCGGAGACCGCUGCUUACCUGACGACCAAGCACCCGGACUAUGCUAUUCUCGCUGCGAGGAUCGCUAUUUCCAACUUGCACAAGGAGACCAAGAAGACGUUUAGUACCGUUGUGCACGACCUGUACACCUGGGUCAACCCCAAGAAUGGACGUGCGGCACCGAUGAUCUCGCAAGAGACUUACGAGGCUAUCAUGGAGAACAAGGACCUGCUCGAUAGCGCCAUCAUCUACGACCGUGAUUUCCAGUACAACUAUUUCGGUUUCAAGACGCUCGAGCGAUCUUACCUCCUCCGUAUCGAUGGCAAGAUUGCUGAACGACCUCAGCACAUGAUCAUGCGUGUCGCUGUUGGGAUCUGGGGAAAGAACGUCGACAAGGUCAUCGAGACUUACAACCUGAUGAGCGAGAGGUACUUUACCCAUGCUUCUCCCACUCUCUUCAACGCUGGUACCCCUCACCCGCAACUCUCGUCCUGCUUCUUGGUCGCCAUGAAGGACGACUCUAUCGACGGGAUCUACGACACCCUCAAGACGUGUGCCAUGAUCUCCAAGACGGCCGGUGGGAUCGGUCUCAACAUUCACAACAUUCGAGCCAAGGGUUCUUACAUCGCCGGAACCAACGGGUACUCGAACGGUAUCGUGCCCAUGUUGAGGGCUUACGACGCUACUGCCCGUUACGUCGACCAGGGUGGUAACAAGCGACCUGGUGCCUUUGCCAUUUAUCUUGAACCUUGGCACGCCGACGUCUUUGACUUCAUCGACCUCCGAAAGAACCACGGUAAAGAGGAAGUUCGAGCGCGAGACCUCUUUUACGCCCUCUGGAUCCCCGAUCUUUUCAUGCGACGUGUAGAGGCCGAUGGCGACUGGACCUUGAUGUGCCCCAACGAGUGCCCCGGUCUGGCCGACGUCCACGGUAAAAAGUUUGACGACUUGUACCAGAAGUACGAGAGUCAGGGCAAAGGGAAGAAGACGAUCAAGGCGCAAAAGCUUUGGUACGCCAUCUUGGACGCUCAGACCGAGACGGGGGGACCCUUCAUGUUGUACAAGGAUGCCGCCAAUGCCAAAUCGAACCAGCAAAAUUUGGGAACGAUCAAGUCGUCCAACUUGUGUACCGAAAUCAUCGAGUACUCGGCCCCCGACGAGGUCGCCGUCUGCAACUUGGCCUCGCUCGCCUUGCCCGCGUUCAUCAACAACGGACAGUACGACUUCAAGAAGCUGCACGCCGUCACCAAGGUCGUCACCAAGAACUUGAACAGGGUCAUUGAUGUCAACUACUACCCCGUCAUCGAGGCCAAGAACUCGAACAUGCGUCACCGACCCAUCGGUCUCGGUGUCCAGGGUCUCGCCGACACGUUCAUGGCCUUGCGAAUGGCUUUCGACGGUCCUGCUGCUCGUCAGCUCAACUUACAGAUCUUCGAGACCAUCUACCACGCCGCGCUCGAGUCGUCUUGCGAGAUGGCCCAGGAGGACGGUCACUACUCGUCUUACCCCGGUUCUCCCGCUUCCGAGGGUAGGUUGCAGUACGACCUCUGGGGAAUCACCCCUAGCAACCUCUGGGACUGGUCUUCGCUCAAGGCGGAUAUUGCCCAGCACGGUCUCCGAAACUCGCUCCUGGUCGCGCCCAUGCCAACCGCGUCGACGUCGCAGAUCUUGGGUUGGAACGAGUGUUUCGAGCCGUACACGAGCAACAUUUACACUCGAAGGGUCUUGGCUGGAGAGUUCCAGGUCGUUUGUCCCUGGUUGUUGAGGGAUCUCGUCAACAUGGGAUUGUGGGACGAUGACAUGAAGAACAGGAUCAUCGCCCACGGCGGUUCCGUCCAAAACAUCCCCGGCAUCCCGGCCGAACUCAAGGCGAUCUACAAGACCGUCUGGGAAAUCAGUCAGAAGGCCGUUAUCGACCUCGCCGCCGACCGAGGUGCCUUUAUCGACCAGUCUCAGUCGCUCAACAUCCACUUGACCAACCCUUCGAUGGGUCAGUUGACCUCGAUGCACUUUUACGGAUGGAAGAAGGGUCUCAAGACGGGAAUGUACUACUUGCGAACUCGACCGGCCGUCAACGCCAUUCAGUUUACUUUGGAUCACAGUCUUGUCAAGGAGGCCGAAGCCAGCAAGCGAGCAGCAAGAGCUUCCAAGCCUGCCGUCAUGGCACCGGCACCGGUCGCACCUCCCCCUCUCGCCUCGGUCCAGCCUUCGACGCCUCGAGCCGCAGGAACAUCGGCAUCCGCCAUCAACCCUGCGUUUGCCAAGCUCGCGCUCAACGAGGCACCUGUCGCUUCCCCUACCCCGUCGCAUUUGGGCAAGAUGUCGCCGCCUGCUAGCCUUAGCCCGUCAUCGCCUUCGCCUGCUUCGGACGGAGAGGACCUGAGUUAUGAGGAGGCCAAACGACGAGCAGAGGAGAGGGCCGAGGCGGCUCUUCAGUGCAGUAUCGACAACAAGGAGGCUUGUCUCAUGUGCUCCGGAUGAGCUAGCCUUGUGGAGGUCAUGCAUCGUGUUCUUUCUUGCCAUCGCUUCUUUCCGUCCUGUAGAACACAUCUUGUAUUCAUCUAGUUAGAUAUCUCUCGCACCCUUAGUAUCGUGUACUAGCUUCCCGCACGGAUGAUUAUAUAUUGACAGAUAUCUCCGACUCGGUUUGGAACGUGCCUAACACCUAGUGGCUCAACGCUCAUCUUGGCUUGUAUCUGAGCGUAUAACCGUCUGCAAGCAACGAUACUCUGA